Messenger RNA from Anastrepha ludens (Mexican fruit fly), 840 nucleotides. RefSeq lists its product as uncharacterized. Gene Ontology annotation, molecular function: nucleic acid binding. NCBI's taxonomy places the organism in Eukaryota, Metazoa, Arthropoda, Insecta, Diptera, Tephritidae. The transcript has 2 exons. Gene Ontology annotation, biological process: DNA integration. The coding region runs from base 1 to 840 and encodes 279 amino acids. The record is from RefSeq and is a predicted model, not a curated record.
AUGUCGCUAGAUCCAAUCGAAUUGGAGUGCCGACUCGACAUAUUGAACUGCGAACACAGCGAAAAACUCAUGAAAUGUCAGUCGAAAAUUGAGGAAAUCGACGAAGAAGACAUUGCCCGUGGAGAGUUAGAGGACUUAAUUGUAGAAACAAAGCCCAUUCUGGCGAGAAAUAAAUCGUCAAUUGCCGAAACAUCUUUUAUUGCACCUCACUGCUCGCGACUACCAAAAAUGUCGUUACCUAAGUUCAAAGGAGAAUACUCCGAGUUUAAAAGCUUUAUGAGUCUAUUUGAGAGUUUCGUGCACAAUGAUCUCACAACCCCGGAUAUUGAAAAAUUUAAUCAUUUAGUAUCAUGUCUAUCCGGUGAAGCCUUAGGCACAGUGAAGUCCUUCCAAAUGUCGGAAGAAAAUUAUCCAAAGGCGUUGGAAAGCGGUUCAUCUAGAACUGAUUUAACUGCUGAUAAAUUAAUUUUCGCUCUCAAAAGGUUCAUUGGGCGCCGAGGGAUGCCAGCCAAAAUAUACUGCGACAACGCGACGAACUUUGUGGGAGCAGAGAGGAAGCUGAGGGAGCUCCGGGAAGGCUUUCUGAGACAGAAAGAGGAGAUUCUCCAAUACGCCGCCGACGAAGGAUUCAUCUUCGCCUUCAUACCUCCGAGGGCACCCCACUUCGGCGGCCUGUGGGAAGCAGCAGUGAAGUCGGCCAAACAUCUGCUGGUGCGCGCCGUAGGCAAUGCGUUGUUAACCGCCGAAGAAACCGCAACGCUUCUCGUCGAAGUAGAAGCGGUACUGAACUCCCGACCGGUCGCACCACUCAGCAACGACCCCAACGACGGCAAGCGCUAA